AAACGGAAAAAAAAAAAAAAAGAAAAAAGAAAAAGGGUAAGGUGUUCCGCUUCGAGACGUUAUCGGAUUCCAAAUCCCGAUUUCGCCGGACUUUUGGGGCUCCGUUCACGUCCGCACUAGGGUUACUGUUAUUAGAGCCUGCGCACACGGGGAAAAUUCCUCAAUCCCCCUCCCCCAACACACAGACAGACUGAGACUGACAUAGAGAUAGUCAGUUACGGCCAGCGAGCGAACGACUUCAUUUCCGAAAAGACGUCGUAUUCACUACUUCAAGAAAGAAUUCCGAUCGUGCCCAAGUUACGGGGAAUUUUCGAAGAAGUUAGAUAAAUUUUAAGUCUUGGUUUCCGAAGACGUUAAGGGGUCUGUCUGAUUCGGUGAGGGCUCGGUGUGCUUAUGAAGUUGAACAAUUCACGAUCUGCGAUUCCGUUCUUUACUGAGGCCCAGUUUUCUAGAGUUUCAUCAUGUUUACCACCCCGCAAAAGUUAUGGCCCGGCUGGUCUCUUACGCCCAGAACUGCUGGCCAUAAGACUGCUACUGGCUCCACGCUGAAUCAGGAUUCCGGAGAAGCCACCGCUGGAAAGGGAAAGAACGCAGCUGCUCUUGUCGAAGUCUCUGCCGCGCCUAAUUCGUGCUUGGUAGGAGAAAAUGGUGGCUUCUUCGAGGCGUCCGGGGACCCGAAUUCGCUGGUGGAGAAGGUUUCGAAGCUUGAAAACGAGCUUUUUGACUACCAAUACAAUAUGGGGCUUCUCUUGAUUGAGAAAAAGGAGUGGACUUCUAAGUAUGAAGAACUCAGGCAAGCAUUAGCAGAAGCAAAAGAUGCCCUCAAACAAGAACAAACGGUCCAUUUAACUGCAAUAUCUGAAGUUGAGAAGCGGGAGGAGAAUUUGAGAAAAGCCUUGGGUGUUGAGAAGGAGUGUGUGCUUGAUAAACAAAAAGUGCAGGUGAUGCUUGCUCAUAUGUGGAGAAUGUUGGUUUUGCAGCUUGAGAAGGCUUUGCGUGAAAUGCGCUCAGAAAAUGCAGCAAUCAAGUUUACUGCUGAUUCUAAGUUGGCUGAGGCAACUGCUUUAGUCACUAGCAUUGAGGAGAAAUCUUUGGAGGUAGAGGUGAAAUUGCGUGCUGGUGAUGCCAAGCUUGCUGAGGUGAGCAGAAAAAGUGCAGAAAUUGAGAGAAAAUCACAGGACUUGGAGGCUCAAGAAGCUGCACUUCAAAGGGACCGCUUAUCCUUCAUUUCUGAGCGAGAGUCCUAUGAUUCUACUUUAUCCAAGCAAAGAGAGGACAUGCGAGAAUGGGAAAGAAAAUUGCAGGAGGGAGAAGAGAGGCUGGCCAAGGGUCAAAGAAUUAUUAACCAAAGAGAGGAGAGGGCAAAUGAGAACGAUAGGAUUUUCAAGCAGCAAGAAAAGGACCUUGAAGAGGAACAGAAGAGGAUUGAUGCAACCAACAUUAGCUUGAAAAGGAAAGAAGAUGACAUAAACAGCAGGCUUUCACAUUUAACAUUGAGAGAGCAGGAAUUUGAUGCCAUGAGGACAAACUUGGAGAUGAAAGAGAAAGAGCUACUUGCAUUAGAAGAAAAGCUCGAUGCUAGAGAAAGAACUGAGAUUCAGAAGCUUCUUGAUGACCACAAUGCCACUCUGGAUGCGAAGAAGCUUGAUUUCGAGUUGGAAAUUGAUCAAAAGAGGAAAUCACUGGAUGAUGAGUUAAAUAACAAGGUGGUUGAAGUGGAGAAGAGGGAAGCUGAAGUUAAUCACAUGGAGCAGAAAGUUGCAAAAAGAGAGCAGGCAUUGGAAAAGAGAUGGGAGAAGCUUAGGGAGAAAGAGAAGGACCAUGAGUCCAAGCUGAAAGAUCUGAAGGUAAGGGAGAAGUCCAUCAGAUCUGAGGAGAAGAGUUUGGAGAAUGAGAAGAAACAAGUGCUUGCUGAUAAAGAGGUUGUGCUUUGUCUCAAGGCUGAAGUUGAGAAGACAAGGGCUGAUAAUGAUGUAGAGCUAUUGAAGAUACAUGAAGAGCAGCAUCGGCUUCAAGUGAGUGAAGAAGAGAGAUCAGAAUAUGUUCGCUUGCAAUCAGAACUAAAACAGGAGAUAGAUGAUUACAGGCUUCAGAAAAAACUGCUUCUGAAGGAUGCUGAAGAUUUAAAGUUGCAAAAGGAGACAUUUGAGAGAGAAUGGGAUGAGCUGGAUGUGAAACGAGCUGAGAUUGAGAAAGAGAUGAGAAAAGUGACUGAACAGAGGGAAGAAGUAGAAAAAAUGAAACACUCUGAAGAAGAAUGGUUAAAAAAUGAGAAGUUGGCGACACAGGAGUACGUACAAAGGGAACUGGAAGAUCUUAAAGUGGCCAAAGAGUCUUUUGCUGCUCAAAUGGAGCAUGAGAAGUUAGCAAUUGCUGAAAGAGCUGAAAGUGAUAGAAGCCAAAUGCUUCAUGAUCUUGAGCUACGGAAGAGAGAACUUGAGACUGAUAUGCAGAAUCAGCUAGAGGACAAAGAGAAAGAAUUGCGGGAGAGGGAGAAGCUAUUUCAAGAAGAAAAAGAGAGACAAUUAGACAAUGCUAAUUACUUGAGAGAGGUAGCUAGGAGAGAAAUGGAAGGAAUUACACUUGAGAGAGUUAAAAUAGAUAAAGAAAGACAAGAAGCUGAUGAAAACAGAAAGCAUCUUGAAAGGCACCAAGUGGAAAUGCGAAAGGACAUUGAUGAGCUUGCUGAUCUUAGCAGGAAGUUGAAAGAUCAGCGUGAACAAUUUGUUAAGGAGAGACAACGCUUCAUUUCAUUUAUUGAAAAACUCAGGAGUUGUCAGAGCUGUGGUCAAAUCAUCUCUGAGUUUGAGCUGUCUGACUUACAAUUUUUAGAGGAAACUGAGAAUGCAGAGGUUUUUUCUCUGCCAAGACUGGCUAAUAUUCAUGUGAAGGAAGGUGGCCAUGGAAAUGUGGCUGCUUCUGAGAUGCAAAACAAUGAGUUAUCUCCAGUUGCAGGUGUCUCAAGAUCUCCAGUUUCUGGUGGAACUGUAUCUUGGCUACGCAAAUGCACCACCAAGAUUUUUAAUUUUUCCCCAAGCAAAAAGAUUGAGCCUGCUGCUGUUCAGAGUUUGAUAGAGGCAGCGCCUUUGUCUUACCAGCAUGUAGAUAUGGAAGAACCAUCCAAGAGAGUAUCUAACCCUGCAGAUGAUGCAGAGCUAUCUCUUGGUGUUGGGACUGAUUCUCUUGACAUCCAGAGGAUCCAAUCUGACAACAGCAUAAGAGAGGCAGAAGCUGGCCAAGAUUUAUCAGCUGAUGAUCAAAGCAACAUCAAUAAUAAGGCAACAGAAGCUACGGAAGAUUCCCAGCCAUCUGACUUGAAUGGAGGUCAGCGCAAACUUCGCAAAAGAGGGAGGCCUAGAGUUUAUAGGACACGUUCUGUGAAGGCCGUUGUCAGUGAUGCUAAGGCUAUACUUGGAGAAGCUUUAGAACCAAAUGAGAGUGAUUAUCCAAAUGGGAAUGCGGAGGAUUCUGGCUAUGAUAAUGCUGAAAGCCAUGGUGAUUCUGCUCUUGCAAGUAACAGACUACCAAGAAAUGCCAGGAAGCGGAAUCGUGCUCAAACAUCUCAAAUCAUGGGGGAUGAGCAUGAUGGAGAAGAUAGUGGAGGUCAUUCUGGUAGCAUUGUGGCAGGCCAGCACAGGAAAAGGAGACAGAAAAUUCCUCCACCUGUGCAAGCUCCAGGUGAAAAUCGAUACAAUCUCCGGAGACCCAAAACUGGAGUUACUGUCACCUCUACCAGAGGCAGUCCUGACCUUAGCAAAGAAAACAAGGUAGAAGAUACUGAUGGUGUUAGAGUGAUGGGGGAGGAAAUUCUUCUCUCUAAUGCUGCUCCUGCACAUUCAAUUGGAGCUGCUAGUGAGAAUGGCGGAAGCACCCACUUUGUUCAGUCUGGGAGAAAUGCAGACUCUCAGGUUGACAAUGCUGAUACAACAAAAAACUUGGUUGAGAACACAGCUGUAAGUGAAGAGGUGAAUGAGAUACUGGAAGGGGCAGGGGAGUACUGUGAUGGAGAUGAGUACAGGAGUGAAUCCCAUCGUGAAGAUGCUGCCGGGGUUGAUAGUGUUGAUGGGGGCGAUGACUAUGAGGAAGAGCCUGAACAUCCUGGUGAAGUGUCAAUAGGAAAGAAGCUCUGGACUUUCUUUACAACAUAAGGAUGCCGGAUCCUGUUUGCCAUAUGGUGGGCUUUGAAUGGAUCUGGACCUAAACUACUCGCUUAGAUUGCUGUUAGAAGUUUCCUGACGUGUAGUAAUGUGUAUUAACAAUUUAAAUGUAGCUAGAAGAUCGCAAGUAUUCAGGUUGGGGAUUGAGUUUUGCUCUGCCCUCUCUAUUUCUCUUUUUAGGAUUUAGAAAAUAGGGGGCAUUCUAUUUUUUAAUGACAAUCCUAGAUAUUUUGAUGUAGUAGUAACCCAGUGCAUAUUUAACACUGGACACUCGGCUUCCACCCUUCCAAUUGUUUGUAUCAAAUGUUUGUAUCCCUACUGGAAUGAAUGAUUGUUUGACCCCUGUGACCCGAA
This is a messenger RNA of Juglans regia (Persian walnut), 4511 nucleotides long. RefSeq names its product protein CROWDED NUCLEI 1-like. Gene Ontology annotation, cellular component: nucleus. Gene Ontology annotation, biological process: nucleus organization. Lineage: Eukaryota; Viridiplantae; Streptophyta; Magnoliopsida; Fagales; Juglandaceae. The transcript has 8 exons. Bases 462 to 4148 code for a protein of 1228 amino acids. The record is from RefSeq and is a predicted model, not a curated record.